AUGGUAGUCAAGUUCGGAGUGGAAGUCUAUGCGCGCGAGGCCGACGUCAUGACAUUCGUAGCGUCCCACACAUCUAUCCACAUACCGCGCCUCUACGGCGUCUUCACCGAGGCCGUCUUAAACAACACCGUAACCUACAUCGUCCAGGAACAGGUCCCCGGCACCCGGCUCGAGCACGUCUUCGAAACUCUCUCCGCGUCCGAGCGCGACGCGAUCGCGCACCAGCUGAAGGACGUCUUCAUCCAGUUGCACAGUCUGGCCGGUGGCAGGACGCGACUCGAGCCGUUCGGUGGCGGCUCGUGGGCGCGCACCCUCUGGUUCAAGUGCUUCCAGAACGACUUUCCCAUGGGCGACGACGACGCACACACGACGCGCGCCCUGCUCACCUACUUCCUCGGGAUCACAAGCAGACGGUACCGACCCGGCGGCGCCUGGAAGCUCGACGAAUUUCUCGCGCUCUUCGAUCUCGACCGGGCUCCGAUAUUCUCGCAUGGCGACCUUACGCCUUGGAACAUCAUGGUGCACAACGGGCGAAUCUCCGGGAUCGUCGACUGGGCGGAGGCGGGCUGGUACCCGUACUUCUGGGACAGCUUCGUGCUCGACCGCGCGGCGUCCAUGUUCUGGAAGGUCCCGGGUGCGCAGGAGAUGCUGCGCGCGGCGUUGCUUGAGUUCUUCCCCGAGGGUACCGAGUUUGGGAUCCACUGGAAUGUCCAGAGCGACUUCUAUUACUGA
This is a messenger RNA of Trametes versicolor FP-101664 SS1, 732 nucleotides long. Its product is annotated as kinase-like protein. The coding region runs from base 1 to 732 and encodes 243 amino acids. The record is from RefSeq and is a predicted model, not a curated record. The transcript has a single exon. Lineage: Eukaryota; Fungi; Basidiomycota; Agaricomycetes; Polyporales; Polyporaceae.